AAGAAGAGCAAAGAGGACUCUGCAAAACCUGUGUUCUUGACGAAAGAGCAGCGGCAGAAAUUAGCAUUGGAAAGACUUGAACAAGAGAGAGAAGAGCAUAAGAAGAAGGCUGAAGAAGCCAUGCUUCAAAGGCAGAAGAUGAUGGAGCAGCUGCGCCGUGACAGAGACAGAGACGGCAGAGAAAGAGAGAGAGAGAGGGAGAGGGAGCGGGAGCGGGAGAAGGCAAAGGCAGAAAACAAAGAUGAUAAAGACGCCGAGAAUGCAGAAACUCUGAUCUCGCAGAAGGAGCUUGAACAAGUUCAGAAGAGAUAUCUAGGAGGAGCAAAGGUCAAGAAGAAGGUCGUGAAGGUGACGGACAAAUUCCGUUUCGCCUUCGACUGGGAGGCAACGGAAGACACUUCAGCUGACGUGAACCCUCUCUACAACAAGAAGCACGAGGCGCAGCUUUUGUUCGGACGCGGUUUGCGCGCUGGUAUUGACAUGCGUGAGCAAAAGAAGAAUUCGACAUACGUUGAGAACCUCGAGGCGGUGCGAGCCAAGAUCGCAGAGGAAGAUGUCGAUGCUGAGCAAGCAGAGGAGUACAGAAAGCAUCAAGAGGAGAUGAAGAUGAAGAUGAAGGAAGCGUACGCGUCUCGUGCCAAGGCGAGCCUGGACAGGAACAUGGCGCUGCCAGGAAAGCAUUGGAUGGACAAGAAGCUAACGGACAUGACGGAGAGAGACUGGAGAAUCUUCCGCGAAGACUUUCAGAUCGCAACUCGAGGAGGUAAACCUUGCAACCCCAUCCGCAACUGGGAGGAGAGUGGACUACCGCCUGAGAUCCUCGAGGCGAUCAAGGAGAAGAAGUACAAGAUUCCUUCUCCCAUCCAAAUGCAGUGCAUCCCUCUCGGCCUCCUCAACAGGGACGUGGUCGGCAUCGCUCAGACAGGCUCCGGUAAGACUGCCGCCUUCGUGCUUCCCAUGCUCGUCUACAUCUCCAAGCAGCCGCCCAUCACUCAAGACACGGCGCCUGAAGGGCCUCUCGCGCUCAUCCUCGCUCCCACCCGCGAGCUGGCGAACCAGAUCUACGACGAGGCCAUCACGUUCUGCAAGUUCAUGAACAUCCGCUGCUUCCCGCUGGUGGGCGGAGGAGGCGUCAAGAGUAUCGAGGAGCAGGGCUUCACCGUCAGGCAGGGAGUAGAGAUCCUCGUCGCUACUCCUGGACGUCUCAUCGACUGCUUGGAGAGACGCCUGGUAGUGCUCAACCAGUGCAACUAUGUCGUGCUUGAUGAGGCCGAUCGCAUGAUCGACAUGGGCUUCGAGCCCCAGGUGCAGGCGAUCCUCGACGCCAUGCCAAGCUCCAACCUCAAGCCCGAGGACGACGCUGCGGAGGAAGGAAACCAAGAGUUCAGGUACAGGCAGACGUUCAUGUUCUCUGCUACCAUGCCGCCCGCCAUUGAGCGCAUCACGAGGAAGUACCUGAGGAGGCCGGCGUUUGUGACGGUAGGAGAAGCCGGUCAGACGGCUUCUACAGUCGAGCAGCACUUCAUCUUCUGCUCGGAGAACCAGAAGAACGCUCGCCUCCUCGACCUCCUCGCGCGAGGAAAGCCUCCCAUUAUGGUGUUUGUGAACGCGCGCAAGAACUGCGAUGUGCUUCACAAGGAGCUGAGCUCCAGGGGCCAUCGAGUGACUCUGCUGCACGGUGGCAAGUCGCAGGAGGGACGCGAGGAGGCGCUGGACUCGUUCAAGAGCGGCCACUACGACAUCAUGGUCUGUACGGACGUUGCUGGACGCGGCAUCGACAUCUCAGGGGUGGAGCAUGUGGUGAAUUUCGACUGUCCCAAGAACAUCGAGGACUACACGCAUCGCAUCGGAAGGACAGGACGAGCAGGCAAAUCGGGAGUGGCGACGACGAUCCUGACCCCGGAAGACACGCACAUCUACUACGACCUCAAGGAGAAGCUUCAGGAAAGCAACCAGAACGUACCACGAGAGAUCUUGUCGCAUCCUGCCGCUCAGCAGAAACCAGGAGCCGUUCCUCAGAAGCCGCGUCAGCAAGUUCAGUACGUGGAUGUGGAAGCUGGGCGGAGAGGAGGACCGCGGAAUUGAGGAGGAGGAGGAGGAGUAGGAGCAGGAGUGUUGUGUUGCCUUGGCGUAAAGGAAGGUGUGCACU
This is a messenger RNA of Guillardia theta CCMP2712, 2149 nucleotides long. RefSeq lists its product as hypothetical. Gene Ontology annotation, cellular component: catalytic step 2 spliceosome. The record is from RefSeq and is a predicted model, not a curated record. Lineage: Eukaryota; Cryptophyceae; Pyrenomonadales; Geminigeraceae. Gene Ontology annotation, molecular function: ATP binding; RNA helicase activity; RNA binding. Gene Ontology annotation, biological process: mRNA splicing, via spliceosome. The transcript has 14 exons. The coding region runs from base 121 to 2085 and encodes 654 amino acids.